CUACAUUAUUCUGCACAGAGACAGAGAGAGUGCUCACACACACACACACACACACACACACACGGCUCUGUUCUACACUUCCUGCUCCUCAAAUGCGCUCAGUACGUCCGACUCUGGUCUAAACACACACACACGUGUACCCAGACUGCUGAGCACUCACACACCCCUCAACUCCUGAACACGACUCAGAGUAGCACACUCACAGGACGAGGGAAACGAGGAGGAGGAGGGGGACGGAGGAUGUUGCCAGUGGUAGCGUCCUGGCCACAGCUGCACUGAAGAGGGGACACAGGCUCUCCCCUCAUUCUGGUUCUCGUUCUUGCACCCUCGUUGCCUCGCUUGCUCCGGAUUAACUUCACCAUGGAGUCUCCAACCAAAGAGAUCGAGGAGUUUGAGAGCACUUCACUGAAGUACCUCCAACCAGACCAGAUCGAGAAGAUCUGGCUCCGGCUCCGGGGACUGAGGAAGUAUAAGAAGACGUCACAGAGAUUGCGGUGUUUGGUGAAACAGCUGGAGAGAGGUGAAGCGUCCCUGAUCGACCUGAAGAAGAACCUUGAAUAUGCCUCCUCGGUGCUCGAAUCCGUCUACAUUGAAGAGACGAGGCGGUUGGUGGACACGGAGGAUGAGCUCAGUGAUAUCCAAUCGGACUCGGUGCCAUCAGAGGUGCGUGAUUGGCUGGCCUCCACCUUCACACGUCAGAUGGGGCUGAUGCUGAGACGGACAGAGGAGAAGCCACGAUUCCGCAGCAUCGUACAUGCUGUGCAGGCUGGGAUAUUCGUCGAGAGAAUGUACCGGCGGACCUCCAACAUGGUGGGCUUAAGCUACCCUGCAACUGUUAUAACUGUGCUCAAGCAUGUCGACAAGUGGACUUUUGAUGUGUUCGCUUUGAAUGAAUCGAGUGGAGACCACGCACUGAAGUUUAUCUUCUAUGAACUUCUCACCAGAUAUGAUCUCAUCAGCCGAUUCAAGAUUCCCAUCUCAGCUCUGGUGUCCUUCGUGGAGGCAUUGGAAGUGGGAUACAGCAAGCAUAAAAAUCCGUAUCACAAUCUCAUCCAUGCCGCAGACGUCACGCAGACCGUACACUACUUAAUGCUCAAGACUGGCAUGGUGCACUGGAUGACGGAGUUGGAGAUCUUUGCCUUGAUCUUUGCUGCAGCAGUACAUGACUACGAACACACUGGAACCACAAACAACUUCCACAUCCAGACCAGGUCAGACACUGCGAUCCUGUACAAUGACCGCUCGGUGCUGGAGAGUCAUCACGUCAGUGCAGCAUAUCGCCUCCUACAGGACGACGACGAGAUGAACAUCCUCUACAACCUGUCCAAAGAUGACUGGAGGGAGUUCAGGACUCUGGUGGUGGAGAUGGUGUUGUCUACAGACAUGUCGUGUCAUUUCCAACAGGUCAAAGCCAUGAAGAACUUCCUACAGCAACCAGAGGGAAUUGACAAACCGAAAGCACUUUCUCUGAUCUUACACACUGCUGAUAUCAGCCAUCCAGCCAAAAACUGGGACCUCCAUCACCGCUGGACCAGCUCACUGCUGGAGGAGUUCUUCAGACAGGGAGAUAAAGAGGCAGAACUGGGGUUGCCCUUCUCACCAUUGUGUGACCGCAAGUCCACCAUGGUGGCUCAGUCUCAAAUCGGGUUCAUCGACUUCAUCGUUGUCCCUACAUUCACUGUCCUCACAGACAUGACGGAGAAGAUCGUGACACCGCUCAUCAACGAGGCGACACACUCCAGCCUGGCCAGCUUCCGCAGGUCGAGUCUCAGCAGCAUUUCCACAGCAGAAACGAAGCAGGUGAACGUGAACAGCCCGGCUGCAGAGAGCAGUGCUUCCCACAACUGCUCACUGCUCGCUGUGGACCUGAAGAACUUCAAGGCCAUUUGGAACGAGCAAGUUCUUCAGAACCGCGAGAGGUGGAAGACUCGUGCUGACAAAGAAACAGAGGAGAAGGCUCAGCUAGAGGCAGGACAGGAGGGACAAACAGGACAGGAGCCAGAGCCUGGGGGGACGACGAGUGGGCCAAGUGAAGCUGAAAAUCCAGAAAACACACCAAGCGUGGAGGGCAACAAGCGACUACAUAAUGGUGAGGUGUCAGAGCAUGUGGCAUCACCAGGAAGUGAAGAUGGUGAAGAGAAAGGACUCAAAGAGACUGAAAAGGACUAGCGUGGGUGCUGUAUGGAGUGUAUCUGUGCUGUUUAGGCCUCCUGACCAUGUCCUCCUGGCGGUGUGUAUGCGCACGUGUUCUGAAGCUCCACAGCACCCUCCGCUGGAUAAACCUGUGCUUACACUCUUUUGCUUCUUCUGCUUCCUUCAUCCAAGGCUUUGAUUGCUCUCGUGACUCCAUUGACCUUCUUCAAGGCAGAUCUGUGGCUCAGUCUGCGGGGAGUGUGUUGGUGUGUGAGGUGGCUGGGGGUCAGCCGCUGGAUAACUUCCUUUUAAAGACUCUCGUCUGUUCGUGUUAAUGGGAAAUAUACAAAACAAAAACAGCUGCCAUCACAUUCACAGGAGUUGGUUUCUUAUUUGUUAUUUUCUAUGGAAAGAAAACAUAGCGUGCCUUUGUCUAUUAGCUGUUUAUUCACCACUUCUCGUUUUUGUUCUUUCCUUCUUCUUCUCCUUCUAUUUUCUUUCCUUUUGCACGUGUCAGCGUAUUUGCUUGUCUUUUCUAUUAGAAGCAGAAGCUGACUCAGGUCGUUUCUGCUCUCUUAAUGCCUUUGCUUGAUCUCUUUCAUUAUAAACUUUAUUUAUUUGCCGCUUUCUGACUGCUCAGCAACCUCAUCCACAAAACAGCGAUUUUUUUUUUUCCCCUCCAGUUUGCCAGCUGCUUAUAUUGCGCCACAUUAUACGAGGCACUCAACUAGAGAGACUUAAUGCAUUUCAAACAAAGUUAUUUAUAUCCAUUCGUCAGACGAUCUUACCAAACUGGACAUUUUGCCUAAUUAAUAUUUGUUGCCUUAAUAAUAAGUAUUAUUUAUAUGUUACGUAUAUUUUUUAAAUUGCAUGCCCUCUACAAAUAGUACGUCAAAGUGACUGGGGUUGUCCUAAUCUUGAAGGCAAAAUGUUUUCAUCAAAUGGAGUGAAUGACAUCAUAGGAAAGUGGAGUAACUGUGACCAACCUGAAGUCCUGAGGAACUGUUUAUUCCUCUUAUAAUACAGCUUUUAUUACUCUUAUAAUUAUGAUCACAAUUAAAGAACAAUGCGUCAUACUUUUUAUCCAUUUAAUGGUGAGGAACGUCUGAGAGGCACGUUAGUUAGUGUUAUCGGUUACAUUAUAGCAGCUAUAAACGGUCAUUCUCUUACCAGAUUUUCUUUGUUUCUCUCUGAGUUGAUAAGAAAAACAAAACAAAACAGCAUGCUAUGUUACCAAGAAAUAGGAAAAUGAAACGUUCUUUGUCCUUACUGACACGAUUUAAGUUUCUUUGUGAUCAAUCAGAUUCAAGAAUUCAACAGCAUUGGGGUAUACAGUAAAAAUAUCACGAUACAUCAUGAUACUUGAAUACAUUUUUAGAAAAAACAACAACACACGCUUAAUUUUACUAAGAAAGGGCCACUAAAAUACUCCACAAAGUAGAUAGAACUCGACGCCAAUGGCGUCGAUGGGGAUGCCUCC
Messenger RNA from Neoarius graeffei (lesser salmon catfish), 3613 nucleotides. RefSeq names its product phosphodiesterase 1C, calmodulin-dependent b (gene pde1cb). Gene Ontology annotation, molecular function: 3',5'-cyclic-nucleotide phosphodiesterase activity. The coding region runs from base 361 to 2169 and encodes 602 amino acids. NCBI's taxonomy places the organism in Eukaryota, Metazoa, Chordata, Actinopteri, Siluriformes, Ariidae. The record is from RefSeq and is a predicted model, not a curated record. Gene Ontology annotation, biological process: signal transduction. The transcript is spliced from 17 exons.